Molecule: messenger RNA, 426 nt
Organism: Aplysia californica (California sea hare)
Lineage: Eukaryota; Metazoa; Mollusca; Gastropoda; Aplysiida; Aplysiidae
Exons: 3
Coding region: 1-426 (141 amino acids)
Source: RefSeq, a predicted model, not a curated record
AUGUCCCAAGCUAACAUGUCCCAAGCUAGCAUGUCCCAAGCUAACAUGUCCCAAGCUAACAUGUCCCAAGCUAGCAUGUCCCAAGCUAGCAUGUCCCAAGCUAAUAUGUCCCAAGCUAACAUGUCCCAAGCUAACAUGUCCCAAGCCAACAUGUCCCAAGCCAACAUGUCCCAAGCUAACAUGUCCCAAGCUAACAUGUCCCAAGCUAGCAUGUCCCAAGCUAGCAUGUCCCAAGCUAACAUGUCCCAAGCUAACAUGUCCCAAGCUAACAUGUCUCAAGCUAACAUGUCCCAAGCUAACAUGUCCCAAGCUAACAUGUCCCAAGCUAACAUCUGCGUUUUCGGGCGUGUGAUUGAACAUCCUGCUGAUAACUCACCAUGGGGAACGCAGCGAGUCAAGUUCUUCAUCCACCCGCCGUUAUCAUGA